Messenger RNA from Didymodactylos carnosus, 590 nucleotides. Lineage: Eukaryota; Metazoa; Rotifera; Eurotatoria; Philodinida; Philodinidae. The record is from the annotation of a GenBank genome assembly.
AUGGCUAUUGCUCCAAGCCCUAUGCCCCAGAAUGCCACAUGGAACCAGGACGGACUGACAGUGCUGUCGGAAGUAUCCCCUCUUGCUGUGUUCGUUGAUGCCAAGAAUAAUGUGUACGUGUCCGAUGGUGUGAGUAAUCGUGUGAAAAGCGUGGGCAAUGGAAAACUCGUACCCAACCGGCGUGCACCAGACUCGAAACGGUCACAAUUGGAUUCACCAAUGAGUAUCUUCGUCGAUCGUAAUGGGAAUGUAUUCGUAGCAGAUACGUACAACUUUCGUAUUCAAAAGUAUGUUCCGCGAGCCGAAACCGGUAGGAUGGUGGCAGGAACCGGGAAAGUUGGGUCAACAAACAACUCGUUUGGUCUCGUCUACGGGAUCUACGUGGAUGACAAAGAUUAUUUGUAUGUUUCCGAUUAUACGAAUCAUCGAGUAAUGAAAUGGGCACCAGAUUCUACAUUUGGAGAAGUUAUCGCAGGAGAAACUGGUGUCGCAGGUGAAGAAGACACUCAACUCGACAGUCCAAGAGGAAUCCACGUUGAUCGUGAAGGGAAUCUCUUCGUGGCUGAUUCUCUCAAUCAUCGAAUUCAAAA